UCUUGCAUAUGCCUCUGAAUACUUUCUUGAUAAAUAGAAUUUUUUUUAUAAAUUUAAGUUCUUAAAGUACACCUGGGUUGAUGUUUGAUUUUUUUCUUGAGAUUAUAAUAUAAUGAAAGAAAUUCUUCUUUAUCUUGCAUAAAGGAUUUAUAUUAAAAAGGUGCAGAAGUUUCCUGAAUAUAGAGUACCCACAGACCCCAAAAUUGAUAAGAAAAUAAUCAGAAUGGAGCAGGAAAAAGCCUUUAACAUGCUAAAGAAGAACUUUGUAGAUGCUGGUGGUGUUCUUAGGUGGUAUGUACAGCUACCUACACAGCAAGCUCAUCAGUAUCAUGAAUUAGAGACGCCUUGCCUCCCUUUGUCACCUUCCCUUUUUCCUAUUUCUUCUCUUGAAGAAGAGGAAACUGCAGUCAGAGAUGAGAACUGUACAUUACCCUCACGUUUACACCCUCAAGUAGCACAUAAGAUUCAAGAGUUAGUAUCACAGGGCAUAGAACAAGUAUAUGCAGUGAGGAAACAGCUAAGAAAAUUUGUGGAAAGAGAACUGUUCAAACCUGAUGAGAUACCUGAAAGACAUAAUUUAUCUUAUUUUCCGACUGUAAACGAUAUAAAAAAUCACAUCCAUGAGGUACAAAAAUCCUUGAGAAAUGAAGAUAUGGUAUAUAACUCAGAGAUUAUUCCAGCCACGGUAUGAUUACAACCACAGUUC
This is a messenger RNA of Fukomys damarensis (Damara mole-rat), 706 nucleotides long. Its product is annotated as calcium-responsive transcription factor-like. The record is from RefSeq and is a predicted model, not a curated record. Gene Ontology annotation, cellular component: nucleus. Gene Ontology annotation, biological process: regulation of transcription by RNA polymerase II. The coding region runs from base 224 to 691 and encodes 155 amino acids. Gene Ontology annotation, molecular function: RNA polymerase II cis-regulatory region sequence-specific DNA binding; DNA-binding transcription factor activity, RNA polymerase II-specific. Lineage: Eukaryota; Metazoa; Chordata; Mammalia; Rodentia; Bathyergidae. The transcript is spliced from 3 exons.